ACUGGAACAUCAGCUCCCAGGCCCUCAAACAGGAACAUCAGCUCCCCACAGGGUUUCCAGCUGCACAGCCCUCAAAUUGCAACAUCAGUUCCCCGCUGGGCCUCCAGCUGCGCCGCCUCAAACUGCAACAUCAGCUCUCCACUGGGUCUCCAGCAGCACGGCCCUCAACCUGGAACAUCAGCUCCCCCCAACCCGGGUCUCCAGCUCCACAGCCCUCAACCUGCAACACUGGCUACCCACCGGGUCUCCAGCUGCACGGCCCUCAAACUGGAACACCAGCUCCCUGCCGGGUCUCCAGGUGCACAGCCCUUAAACUGGAACAUCAGCUCCCCGCCGGGUCUCCAGGUGCACGGCCCUCAAAAUGGAACAUCAGCUCCCCGCCGGGUCUCCAGGUGCACGGCCCUGAAACUGGAACAUCAGCUCCCUGCCGGGUAUCCAGCUGCACGGCCCUCAAACUGGAACAUCAGCUCCCCACAGGGUCUCCAGCUGCACGGCUCUCAAACAGGAACAUCAGCUCCCCACAGGGUCACCAGCUGCACGGCCCUCAACCUGCAACACUGGCUCCCCACCGGGUCUCCAGAUGCACGGUCCUCAAACUGCAACAUCAGUUCCCCCCGGGUCUCCAGCUACACCGCGUCAAUCUGGAACAUCAGCUCCCUGCCGGGUCUCCAGCUCCACGGCCCUCAACCUGCAACACUGGCUCCCCACCGGGUCUCCAGAUGCACGGCCCUCAAACUGGAACAUCAACUCCCCACCGGGUAUACAGCUGCAUGGCCUUAAACUGGAACAUCAGUUCCCCGCCCAGGUCUCCAGAUGCACGGCCCUCAAACUGGAACAUCAGUUCACCGCCGGGUCUCCAGCUGCACGGCCCUCAAACUGGAACAUCAG
Messenger RNA from Gorilla gorilla gorilla (western lowland gorilla), 888 nucleotides. RefSeq lists its product as uncharacterized. The record is from RefSeq and is a predicted model, not a curated record. The annotation marks the transcript as partial. The transcript has a single exon. NCBI's taxonomy places the organism in Eukaryota, Metazoa, Chordata, Mammalia, Primates, Hominidae.